AUGAGCGGGGUGCUGUCAGGGGUAACCACAUCUGUCAACCGUUCUUGGCCAAUAAAGAGCGGAGCGAGGCGGACCACAGGUGCGCGCCUCUGCGUCCCCUUGGCACAGCGCCCGGGAGAUGCUGAAGAGAGACGCCUCGCUGCCCCGUGGCGCAAAAGAGUUCCUGUCAAAGGCAGCCUCCUUUUAACUCCAGCUAUCACUCUGGCUGCGAGAGUUAUGGCGACCGCAACGUCCAACCACUACAGCGUCCUCAGCACCCCCAGCAGCGCGCCGCCGCCGCACUCCGAGUCCGGGAGCAUGCAGCAGGCGGUAGCGUACAGGGACGCGCACAGCCUGCUCCAGAGCGACUACAGCACGUUACCGGGCGGCGGACAUCCUCUCAGCCACGCGCACCAGUGGAUAACAGCGCUGUCUCACGGUGACGGCGGCGGGGCGCCCUGGCCGUCUAGUCCCCUCGGAGAGCAGGACGUGAAGCCCGUGCUGCACGAGAGUGACCGAGAGGAGCUGCAGAACUCCAGCAGUCUGCAGCAGCAGCAGCAGCAGCAGCAGCAACAGCGACACCCUCACCUCGCGCACCAGCAGGCGCAUCACGACGCCAGAGCAUGGCGAACCAGCACAGCCACCACGCACAUCCCCGGUAUGGCGACUUCUGAGGGCCAGAGUCUGGUCUAUUCUCAGUCCGGCUUCGGUCUGAUGCCGGGGGGAGAGCAAGGGGGGAUGCACCACCACCCCCUGCGGGACGAGGACCACCACAGCCACAGCCCGCACCUCAGUGAGCACGGAGGCGGCCCCGGGGCCCACCAGCAGUCUUUAUCACACCAUCACCAGCAGCAGCACGGGGGCCACCAGGACCAGUCAGACGAGGACACGCCGACCUCGGAUGAGUUGGAGCAGUUCGCCAAGCAGUUCAAGCAGCGCCGCAUCAAGCUCGGCUUCACGCAGGCGGACGUGGGUCUGGCUCUGGGGACGCUCUAUGGGAACGUGUUUUCACAGACCACCAUUUGCAGGUUCGAGGCGCUGCAGCUCAGCUUCAAAAACAUGUGCAAACUCAAGCCCUUGUUGAACAAGUGGCUGGAGGAGGCGGACUCCACCUCGGGGAGCCCCACGAGCCUGGAUAAAAUCGCGGCUCAGGGGAGGAAAAGGAAAAAGAGGACCUCCAUCGAGGUGGGUGUGAAGGGGGCUCUGGAGAGCCAUUUUCUCAAAUGUCCAAAACCGGGAGCGGCGGAGAUCAACUCCCUGGCGGACAGCCUGCAGCUGGAGAAGGAGGUGGUUCGGGUUUGGUUUUGUAACAGGAGGCAGAAGGAGAAGAGGAUGACACCCGCGGGGGGACAGAUAGCGGGAGGAGAGGACAUGUACGGGGACACCCCUCCACACCACGGAGGACAAACUCCCGUGCAGUGA
This is a messenger RNA of Xyrichtys novacula (pearly razorfish), 1401 nucleotides long. NCBI's taxonomy places the organism in Eukaryota, Metazoa, Chordata, Actinopteri, Labriformes, Labridae. The record is from the annotation of a GenBank genome assembly.